Jaculus jaculus (lesser Egyptian jerboa) is the source of this 726-nucleotide messenger RNA. It is a transcript of the gene Tnfsf14, whose product is annotated as TNF superfamily member 14. Gene Ontology annotation, molecular function: tumor necrosis factor receptor binding. The record is from RefSeq and is a predicted model, not a curated record. The transcript is spliced from 4 exons. Gene Ontology annotation, biological process: immune response. Lineage: Eukaryota; Metazoa; Chordata; Mammalia; Rodentia; Dipodidae. The coding region runs from base 1 to 726 and encodes 241 amino acids. Gene Ontology annotation, cellular component: membrane.
AUGGAGGACACAGUCGUGCUGCCCUCAGUGUUCGUGGUGGAUGGACAGACAGAUAUCCCAUUCAGGAGGCUGGAACAAAGCCACAGGAGACGGCGCUGCAGUGUGGCCCGCAUGGGCCUGGCUCUGCUGCUACUGCUCAUGGGUGCGGGCUUGGCCACCCAGGGCUGGGCGCUGCUGCGGCUGCACCAGCGCCUGGGGGACAUGGAUGCGCGCCUGCCGGAUGGUGACACAGGCUUCUGGGAAAAGCUGAUGCAAGAGCGGAGCUCCCACCAGGCCAACCCCGCCGCACAUCUUACAGGGGCCAAUGCCAGCUUGAUAAGCAGAGGGGGCCCAUUGCUAUGGGAGACGCAGCUGGGACUGGCCUUCCUGAGGGGCCUCAGGUACCACGACGGGGCCCUGGUGAUCACCGAGGCUGGCUACUACUACGUGUACUCCAAGGUGCAGUUGAGUGGCAUGGGCUGCCCCCAGGGGCUGGCCAGUGGCCUUCCUGUCACGCACGGGCUAUAUAAGCGCACAUCCCGCUACCCCAAGGAGCUGGAAUUGCUGGUCAGCAGGCGGUCGCCCUGCAGCCGGGCUCACAGCUCCCGCCUCUGGUGGGAUAGCAGCUUCUUGGGAGGCGUGCUUCACCUGGAGGCCGGGGAGGAGGUGGUCGUGCGCGUACCUGGGGAGCGCCUGGUCCGACUCCGAGAUGGCAGCCGGUCCUACUUCGGAGCGUUCAUGGUUUGA